CUGGGCGACUUGGUGCAGCUGGUGAGAGGACCUCUGUCUAAGAUGCAGCGGGCGGUGCUGUCUGCCCUCAUCGUCAUAGAGGUCCACGCUAAGGAGGUUGCAGCCAAACUGGUGGAGCUGCAGGUCUCCAGCAUCAAUGACUUUGAGUGGAUCAGCCAGCUCAGAUAUUACUGGACAAAAAAUGACUUGUACAUCCGGGCAGUGAAUGCAGAGUUUUUGUACGGAUACGAGUACCUUGGUAACUCCGGACGUCUGGUCAUCACCCCGCUCACUGACAGAUGCUACCUGACCCUAACAGGAGCUCUACACCUGAAGUUCGGGGGGGCUCCUGCAGGUCCAGCAGGGACAGGGAAGACAGAAACCACUAAAGAUCUGGGAAAGGCACUGGCUAUCCAGACCGUUGUUUUCAACUGCUCUGAUCAGCUGGACUUCAUUGCUAUGGGCAAGCUUCUCAAAGGACUGGCCAGCUCCGGGGCCUGGGCAUGCUUUGAUGAGUUUAAUCGUAUUGAUGUGGAGGUGUUGUCUGUUGUGGCGCAGCAGAUCACCACCAUACAAAAAGCCCAAAUGCAAAGGGUGAGAAGCUGA
Messenger RNA from Notothenia coriiceps (black rockcod), 585 nucleotides. Its product is annotated as dynein heavy chain 1, axonemal-like. Gene Ontology annotation, cellular component: dynein complex. Gene Ontology annotation, molecular function: dynein light intermediate chain binding; dynein intermediate chain binding; ATP binding. NCBI's taxonomy places the organism in Eukaryota, Metazoa, Chordata, Actinopteri, Perciformes, Nototheniidae. The transcript is spliced from 4 exons. Gene Ontology annotation, biological process: microtubule-based movement. The record is from RefSeq and is a predicted model, not a curated record. The annotation marks the transcript as partial.